This is a messenger RNA of Oldenlandia corymbosa var. corymbosa, 2723 nucleotides long. The record is from the annotation of a GenBank genome assembly. NCBI's taxonomy places the organism in Eukaryota, Viridiplantae, Streptophyta, Magnoliopsida, Gentianales, Rubiaceae.
AAAAAAAAAAAAGAAAAGAAAAGAAAAAGUGUUAGAAUCUAUUCCAUUUUCCUUUAUUUUAUCAUUCUAGUUUGUUGAACUAUAACAAUACAAAAAGUGGUCUAUUAACAAAAGAACAGUCAUUGAUAAGAAGGAUCUCAAAUCAUUGCAAACCCACACUUGGACAUGGUUAAAAAUAUUUGAACAAUAUACAAGUCUAGCAUUUGAAGUUCAUACAAAUAUUUAUCUUUUUUAAAGUUGUAUCUAUGACGAGGCUAAUGCUUAGUGAUUGCUAAAUGAAUAGAUGAUAAAGUUAUUAGGAUAAUAUCAUGUUCUAACUAAGUACCUAAUAAUUUUAUAUAAAAAUUGAGUUAGUGAUUCAGACAACAAACCUAAAAUACUCUGAAGAUACAUCACUGCAAACCUCAAUAUUUUAAAGAAUUUCCCAAAAUUUCAAUCAACAUCAAAAAAUUUGAUGACAUUAUUGAAGUUUCCAAAUUAAGCUAAUUUGCUUGUCCCUUUCAAUAGUUUUGUUAUUCCUUUGGUCCUCCUCCUUACCCCUCCAUUAUUGAAAAGCGUGCCCCAAUCUAUACGGUUACGCAAAACUUCCUAUUUACAAAGUCCGCUUUCUUUACAACUCUUGGUUCCAUUCAAAACUAUUGUCAAACACGUCCGAAAGCAGCUUAGAUCAACGCAACCGCCUCAUAAAGAGAAGAAAAAAAAAGAUUGUAACAGUGACGAUUGGAAAUUCGAUAUAUAUAUAUAUAUAUAUUCCAAAUUUAGAAGAUUUUUUUGUACAUGUUUUCACAUAGAAUUAUUAUCGGAAUUUCGCAUUGAGGGGUGGAAUCAAAUUGGGAAAGUUUUGAUUUUUAGUACGUGAUUUACGAUGGCCAGCGCCGCCGGCGGCGACCAUCGGAGCGCUCGAGAGAUUAUAUGCGAUGCUGGCGCCGGUGCCGCGGCAGGUGCAAUAGCUGCUACGUUUGUAUGUCCAUUGGAUGUUAUAAAGACAAGAUUGCAAGUUCAUGGGUUGCCGGAGAUUUGCCAUUCUCGCCAUGGAGGGAGUGUCAUUGUUACAAGCCUACAGCACAUAGUACGAAAUGAAGGUUUUCGGGGAUUGUAUCGGGGCCUUUCGCCCACUUUAGCUGCAUUACUUCCAAACUGGGCGGUCAGUAUCAUAAAAUUGAUAAUGCAACUUAUCAAAAUUUGGACUUAUCUAACAUCCAUUAUUGAAAUAUUCAUGAAAAAUAGCUUAUAAGUGAAUCUUCUGUAAUAUAUGUACAGUCACAUUGCCAGUAAUCCAUGAAGCAUAUGUUGCUUCCAAGUGUAUUUAGAGUGUUGCAAUAUUGACUAAAUAGAUAAUAUGGGAUGUAUGUUUAUGAAAAGAUAAUCUGAUUUAACGUUACCAUCCUGCUAGGAGAACGAGCGCGCUCAAAGUUUUGGGUGAUCCUAAUAAAAUUCAUUGAUUUUACGUGGGUUGAUGGAGGAGAAAGCUGCUUCUUUUUUUAAUAGUUCACUUCUUUUAUCACUUUUUUUUUUUUUUUGGGUAGACUCUGAUAUACAAACUGUAAAAUGUGCUACCAUUAAAUAUUCAAUCUUGUUAGUUGUCAGCUGAUAUACUAGACACAUUCAUUUUUGUAAGAAUAGUUCUGCUAAUUUCCUUUAUCUUAUAACAUUCCAUUAAUAUUAAUUUUAUCAUCCCCUGAUGACUAGAGUUCUCAGUUCCUGUGAUAUGCAGGUAUACUUCACUGUUUAUGGGCAUCUCAAAAGCCUGUUGCAUUCACAUGCAGACAGCAGUGGACAAUUAACGGUUCCUGCUAAUAUGAUAGCUGCUUCUGGUGCUGGAGCAGCAACAGCAAUUGCCGCAAAUCCAUUAUGGGUUGUGAAGACCCGUCUCCAGACCCAGGGAAUGAGGCAGGGAGUAGUUCCUUACGAUGGCAUAAUAUCUGCUUUGAGACGAAUAGUACACGAAGAAGGAUUCAGAGGGUGGUACAGUGGUCUUCUUCCAUCUUUAGCUGGGAUAACUCACGUAGCAAUCCAAUUUCCAGCUUAUGAACAAAUGAAAUCCUACUUGGCAAAAAUGCAUAACAAAAGAUUGGAUCAGCUUAACACUGGGGAAGUUGCCAUUGCCUCUUCUGUAUCUAAAGUUCUUGCAUCUGUAAUGACAUAUCCACACGAGGUAGUCCGUUCAAGAUUGCAAGAGCAAGGACAGUUGAAAAAUCCCGAGAUCUAUUAUUCAGGUGUCAUAGAUUGCAUUAAGAAGAUCCUUGGGAGGGAGGGUUUUCGUGGAUUCUACCGUGGAUGUGCAACCAAUCUUUUGAGGACCACCCCAUCUGCAGUGAUUACAUUUACAACGUAUGAAAUGAUACAUAGGUUUUUGCAGCAUUCUAUUCCUUCAUCAGAGACGCUCAAAAGUAAAUAAACUGAAAGAUAUGAUGAUUAACAACAGUGUUUCACAACAACCUCAAAUUGCAGCUAACACGAGAACCCUUUCUUUUUAACCUUCACUUUCCUAUCAUACGAGGACCUUAUUUGAGAGCUCCUGACAUGCUAAUGUUUAGACAUUAGACACUGAUUGUAUCAUCUCUUAUGCACAGAUUCCACAUAAUUUGUAUCAACUGUAAAACAAAAAACACUUGAUGUUUAGAAUCUUUAGAUGAAGGAACCGAGUAGAAAGGUAACGUAGUUUCAAUGUAUCUGGUUCUUCUGUUUUGAUGAAGUAUCCCUCUUGAGUGCGUGUUUGUUCA